This is a messenger RNA of Amoebophrya sp. A25, 2356 nucleotides long. Lineage: Eukaryota; Dinophyceae; Syndiniales; Amoebophryaceae. The record is from the annotation of a GenBank genome assembly.
UUCAGCUUCAAAAGGCUAUUAAGCAAAAUUGUCCGAGAAGGAAAAUAUAAUUGUGUAGUCUACUCCCUCGGACGUUAAAGUGUUCCUAGCAUGCCGGUGAUUCCUGCAUCAAGAGGUCGCUCCAAGAACAAACUUGUUACUCACUAUUUAGAAGUAGAAAGGUGUCUGUGAAUUUUCUACGUGUAGAAAACUACCAAAGACCAACUCGUUCCUACGAAAUUGCCAGGGCAAACGGUUUUCGUGGGUAGUUAUCCUGAUGUUUCCGUGGCUCGUGUCUUACCCCAUAUUUUUUUUCCGUUUUGUUUUUGAUACUACGUGCCAUCUUAGUCUAUUAGAAAUGUUCGCACUCCCAGGAGGUUCAAUAAUCUUCAUAGUCAAGGCCAAUUGUCAAUCAUGUGAUUAUAGAAAGUUAUUAUUUUUAUUAUUAUUAUUAUGUUCGCGCGCGACCCUACCGCCUCACACGUGACGCGCUCGCGAGCGCCCUUACCUUCUGUCGUUAAGGACGUUGAUGUAAGGGCUCAAGGGGCCUUCCUGGCGAUCCGGUGGCUGUAGUGGUAGAAGGUGAAUGAUAGAUACUAACGCUCAGCUUCAACAGCUGACUCCGUGUCUCGCGACAAACUUCUUCAUGCUAUUACUUUUCUUUAUAUAAUGACUCACCGUGAAGAGGCAGUAUUGUAGUAUACAGUCAUACCGAAGGUUUACAAGCUGAAGAAUUAGUACCACGCGAGGGUUCUGUUCAGGAGCUUCAGGAUAAUUGUUUCGACUUCUGUAUCUUCUGUAUGUGUGUUGAUGAGGAGAUCAUGCACCAGUGAUAGGAAUACUCCUAGAGCUAUGGCGCUUGCAAGUUUGCGACACUCUAGUGGUCCCCUGACGUCUGACUCACUGAGCAGCAGUAUCCUGGCACGACAUGCCGCGCACCAUGCUGAGAGGGAAGUGGGUGAACAGACAGCCGAAGAAAAUAUAGAAGAUGCUCCGUCUCAACAGGCAUCAGCCUCAAUGCGACGCGGCAGCGAACGCAAUGGCAGCAGUAGACGGCGGUCUUCAAGAAGCGUUUCGACUGUAGCAUCCCCCUCUGCUCUUGCUGUAGAGCCACGUGAAAAAGUAGAGGCAAGAAAUUUACGGCUACAAGGGUUUCCUCUUCGUAUGAGAAAUUGCACAUAAUAUGCACAAAACAAAGACAGACGAGCUGACAGAUGCGGGUAGAAGGUGGUCAUCAACUUGAUGUAUCUAGAAAGUACGUUGUUGUAUCUAUGGAUGUCUAUUCACUUGGUGCGUGAUAAACAUCCUUUUUUUUCCAUUUCUGUGAUUUGGCAACUUCUUUGGAGCUGUAAUUUCGAGAGUUCUUCUUCUAACAAAUCAUGGACCUGGUGCGACAGCCAGUAAAGAUGAGGAGAAGCAUAGCCCCAAGGUGGAGGAAGAUAUAGCACGGGCAGGGCCAGUUGAUGUCGCCGCGAUGCUUGCCGAUGUUUCGAGAGUGCUUGGGAGCACCUCAGCGGUAACGGGAGGCCCAGUGAAGAAACUUGCGCCAACGGAGGAGGACUUGGAGAAGGCCGCGGCAGCCGAAGUGCGGCGAUUUCAUUUUGAAGUCGCUGAGUUCGUCUUCCGUAUCUGUCAGGCUGCUUUACCCGGAGUGGAGUGGAAAAUCGGGGAGUCCUUACCCGGCAAUUGUAAACUCAUCCUCAAUAUUGGUCUCUUGUAUCCGCAUCAGAUCUUAAGGCGCAAAGGAGAACAAGGUCGUUCUAAUUCUCUUAUAAUAUACAAUUUUGUUGUGAUUUCGUUGCGUUGUACUUUUGAAUGCCGGGGGGUCGAUUACCUGUGUAAGUUGUUGUAGAGCGUCGAAAACCAAAACUUCCGAUAUUGCCAUGAUAUUGAUACCGAGCGGUCUCAAUCUCACCGAGGCAACACUGUGGCACUGAUAUAGCAACUCGAACUCGAUGUCUAUUCUUGCUUGGUAAUAUAUAAAACUUCUGGUUGUAGUACCAUCUAUCUGCAUUUAUCAUGUAGAUGUAUGAUGGUCUCCAAUCAUCAUCUAAUGCUUGGACCGCCACCUUACGAGCAAAACAAGUCGCGUGCUGGCAUUGUCAUGCGGGUCAUGCGCCCGAAGCUUGGGAUGAGCGAAAGCAAGGAGUUUCAGGUCAACGGCGAGGCAUGGAUGAAGCACAAGCGAAUCGAAUACCCAAUUGAGGAUGUGUGGAAAGCCAUAGAGGAGAUGCUGUACGAACGAGGGUUCGUCAAGGUGCGCACGGGAAAAAGUAAGGAUUUAUUAGCCGAUACUGCAAACAAACGGCAAGAGUGUGUCUUCAACGAGCUCGAAUUCUUUGCGGAGGGAGGAGAAAUAGUUAUGCCUGAUGAUUAA